This is a messenger RNA of Lachancea nothofagi CBS 11611, 855 nucleotides long. Lineage: Eukaryota; Fungi; Ascomycota; Saccharomycetes; Saccharomycetales; Saccharomycetaceae. The record is from the annotation of a GenBank genome assembly.
AUGCCAGCCGCGCCAAGCGACUUACUUCGGUCCACUGCGCGAAUUAUACACGCGCCAUUAUCCACGCCCCACGCGUCCCACCAAUCACAAUCGGUCUCCCUCACAAUCGGUCUCCCUCACAAUCGCCAAUCCGUAGCCAACCCCCUGACGAUUGUCCGCUUCUCACACACAACAACGACAAUCCCGCUCCUACAUUUACCGUACAUUUGCGCCCCUGAUACACAAACGCCAAAAAACAAAAACAUAAAACCAAAAAUAAACCACGCGCCCCACGCGCCCCACGUGACCGGCCUCUUGCCGUGCACGCCCCUAUCACAACAAGACACUAUCGCCGCGGCGCGCUUGCCUCUUUCGGCCGCUGCCGCUUCGGGAGCGUCCGUUUCCGCUUUCGGCACAGUCCGUGUGUACAGGCACGCCGGACGCAUGCGGCGCGCGCCGCACGCUGACGUGAUCAGGGACAUCUUGGGGAAAGAGCGGAAAGAGGGAAGAAAAAAGAACCGACUUCGAGAGGGCCUCUUCUCCCGCGGACGGGAGACAAAAGUCUCCAUUGUGCGGUGGAAAAGACAAAACACCAAAAGGCUCCAUUGUGUGGUAGAAAGACAAAACACCAAAAGGCUCCAUUGUGUGGUAGAAAGACAAACACCACCACCAGCACCACCACCACCAGCUACGGUCUCUAAGCAAGCAAACGCAGCUUAUAGCGGGCGCGAUAUUGGAAAACCACCAAGCGCCGGGGCUGGGCACCGGGAAGAAAAGGAGAAAAAAAAAAGGAAAGGAAAACAAAAGACGAGACCAGACCAGACCAGACCAGACGAAAAAAAAAGGCAAGUAGCACGGCGUGUACGUGUGGUGUAA